AUGGCGUCUGUUACGUCGUUGGACAAGGACCUGCGCAGUCUACGACUGUCCCGCUAUACCCCGCAGGCAGCUGCCGAAGUGCGCGACUGGAUCGAGGAGGUCCUUCAGGAACAGUUGGCCCCGGGUGAUCUCUUGGAUGCGCUCAAGGAUGGUGUGGCGCUAUGCAAGUUGAUCAACCUGGCCGUCUCGCCCGGCGUCAAGUUCAAGCAGUCAUCGAUGCCAUUCGUGCAGAUGGAAAAUAUAUCCCACUUUCUUCGCGCUUGCCAGAUCCCCCCGCUAAGCCUUCCGCCACACGAUAUGUUUCUGACAGUCGAUCUCUAUGAAGGCAAAGACCCUGCGCAAGUCCUACAAUGCAUCAUGUCCUUCAGUCGCAGGGCCAACGCUGUCCAACCCAGCAAGUUCCGCCGUACCAUCGGACCACAAGUCAACAAAGGUAGCGGUCUGAGUCCGAAUGUGACGGGUUCCAGCCAAGGGCCCACUACCCCCUCGCGGUUCCGUGGGGCCAGCCCGAGCUCGAGCGGACCCUCUACACCUGCAAAGUCGCCAAAUGUCAGUAGCUGGAGCAGGAAAACGGAUGAGAUUUCUACGGCACCUGCUUGGAAUAUUCACCAGUAUGGCUACAUGGGUGGGGCGGAUCAGGGCAAUCAAGGGGUGGUCUUUGGUGGGCGGCGCCAAAUUACUACUGCUGCCCCUGUGGUCCCCAGCCUGGCGGAGAAGGAGAAGCGCAGGCGUGAAGCGGAAGCGAGAGCACUCGUUGAAAAGCAGGAAGCGGAACAAACGCGCCAGCGACAGCGGGAAGCGGAAGAGGAACAGGCCCGGCUGGAGGAGCAACGAAGAUGGGAUGAACAGACAGACCGCCUGAGGGAGCAGGAGCGCCGCAAAGUUGAAGAAGAGAAGAAACGAUGGGACGAGGAGAAGCGGCAAUGGGAGGAGGAAGAACAGCGCCGUCUGAACGAGGAAAGAGAGGCCGAAGAGAAGUUCGAACAGGAAAGGCAGCGUAGGCGGAGCAUGGCCGACAACCGACUGAACGGUCAGUUCCUGAGCCAAUACCAAGCCAGCCAGGCGAUCCCUGCCAAAGCAGCGGUACCGCCAUCUGCUGAGUCCCAGGAAAGCCAACGCGUCAAGGAGCUGGAAAGGGAACUGGAACUUGCGCGCCAGCGAGAACUCCAGUAUCAACAUGAACGGGGGGACUUCAAAAAGAAAGAAGCCGAGCCUCCUCGUCCUCGACCGGUCCCUCCCAAGCCAAGCUAUGAUUUCUCGUCCCUCGAGCAAGAACGCCGGAUGCUUCGCACUGAAUGGCACAAAAACCAGGAUGAAACUUCUGCCCCGCCAACACCCCCUCGCCCAUUGCCUGAUCCCACCGCGGCCCAGAAAUCCGCUCAAACCUCCCCACGUCCGCUCCCCGAUCCCGUCGCAUACACUAACGCCCGCGAGAACCGUGUGGACCGCUUCCUCGCCUCCAACAAACCCCCCGUCGGACCGAAACCCGCGACCCACCGCCCAGCAGACUACAGUACGACCGCUGAAGUCGAUGCCGAAAACAGCCGCCGCGAAGCCGCACAGCAGAAGACCAAGGCCGGCGGAUGGGCGUCCAAGUCGCUUUUGGAGCGUGAAAUGGAGCGCGAACGUGAGCGCCAGCGCGAGUGGGAGGACAAUCAGAAGGAGACCGAGGAGGCGGCGGCCAAGGGCCUUGCGGAUCCGAGCCAAGGGUCCGGACCUGGAGGUGCUUGGAAUGUCUUCCAGUAUGGAUAUAUGGGCGGUGAUAACCAGAGCAGGGGCGGUCCUGGAUUGAGUAACUGGGGCGCUAGGCGGCAGAUCAUUGGGCCUAGACCUCCGCCGUAA
This is a messenger RNA of Aspergillus chevalieri, 1842 nucleotides long. Its product is annotated as calponin homology domain protein. The transcript is spliced from 2 exons. Bases 1 to 1842 code for a protein of 613 amino acids. The record is from RefSeq and is a predicted model, not a curated record. NCBI's taxonomy places the organism in Eukaryota, Fungi, Ascomycota, Eurotiomycetes, Eurotiales, Aspergillaceae. Gene Ontology annotation, molecular function: protein binding.